Messenger RNA from Megachile rotundata (alfalfa leafcutting bee), 739 nucleotides. RefSeq names its product 4-aminobutyrate aminotransferase, mitochondrial. Gene Ontology annotation, cellular component: mitochondrion. NCBI's taxonomy places the organism in Eukaryota, Metazoa, Arthropoda, Insecta, Hymenoptera, Megachilidae. The record is from RefSeq and is a predicted model, not a curated record. Gene Ontology annotation, biological process: GABA catabolic process. Gene Ontology annotation, molecular function: pyridoxal phosphate binding; transaminase activity.
AUGGCGCUACAGUCUGAAGGAGGAGACAGACAUGCAUCCCCAGACUUCUUUCAUUGCUUGCAGGAUAUAGCUAAAAAAAAAAAGAUUCCUUUAAUACUGGAUGAAAUACAAACAGGAGGUGGAGCAACAGGAAGAAUAUGGGCACAUGAAUAUUUUGAAUUAAAUUCUCCUCCUGACAUGGUUACAUUUAGCAGCAAAAUGCAAGCUAGUGGUGUCUAUCAUACUCCAGAAUACAUGCCAAAACAUCCAUACAGAGUGUUCAGUGCCUAUAUGGGUGAUCCCACUAAAAUAUUAAUAUUAGAAGCAGUACUACAAGCCAUUGAGGCAGAGGAUCUGUUAACCCAUGUUUGUCAUGUUAGCAAUUAUUUACUAUGUCAGUUGAACGCAUUACAACAGGAAUUUCCUGAGCUUAUCUCUGCUGUUCGUGGUAGAGGUUUUAUUAUUGGAUUUGAUGCAGCAACUACGGAUUUGAAAAACAAAAUAAGGCUUGCAUUACUUAGUAGAGGUGUACAAGUGGGUGAUUCUGGUUCAAAAUCGAUCCGACUAAGACCAUGUUUAAUAUUCGGUGAAUAUCAUGCGGAUAUCUUUAUAGAUACUCUUCGUUGUUGUUUAAGAGAUAUUGAAGAAAGUUGAUAUAUUUUUAUUGUUGCAUUUUGUGUUUAAUAAAUAUAUAUUUUCAUAGAAAUAGAAUGUAUUUGCAGUACAGAGUAAUUUAUAAUACAUAACUGGUUUAUAUAGC